Molecule: messenger RNA, 1158 nt
Organism: Trifolium pratense (red clover)
Lineage: Eukaryota; Viridiplantae; Streptophyta; Magnoliopsida; Fabales; Fabaceae
Exons: 7
Coding region: 118-948 (276 amino acids)
Source: RefSeq, a predicted model, not a curated record
AUUGCAUGACUACAUGCUGGACUCCACAUAAACCGUAUCAGAAAUAAACUCCUUUGCACUGUUCGCAUUUUUUGGCAGCAAAAAGGAACUUGAAAACAAGAGAUUGAAGUGAAGAAGAUGUCCCUAGCUGCACAAAACACAUCUAUUGAGCAUCAUCAUCAUCAUCAUCAGAGAAUCAUAAUACCCAACAAAAACGGUGAAAAACUCGUGGGCAUAUUACAUCAAUCUGGAACAACCACCGACCUUGUUAUCUUGUGUCAUGGUUUUCAAUGCUCCAAAGAUACCAAACUCAUAUUGAACCUUGCUGAUGCAUUGGAAAAGGCACAAAUUAGUUCUUUCCGUUUUGACUUUUCUGGAAAUGGGGAAAGCGAAGGUUCGUUUCAGAAUGGUAAAUAUUGGACACAGGUGGAUGAUUUACACUCUGUUAUUCAACAUUUCCGUGAAUCAAAUCGUGUAAUUCGUGCAAUUGUGGGACAUAGUAAAGGAGGUGUCAUAGUGCUUCUUUAUGCUUCCAAAUAUCACGACGUUAAAACUGUUGUCAACCUGUCUGGACGUUAUGAUCUGAAGGCAGGUAUCGAACAAACCCUUGGUAAAAAUUAUUUGGAAAGAAUUAGGAAGGAAGGUUUCAUUGAUGUGAAGACGAGGUCAGGAAGUUUUAGUUACCGUGUUACUGAGGAGAGUUUGAUGGAAGUCUUAGGUACAAAUCUAGAUCAAAUAUGCUCUCGGAUUGACAAAGAAUGCAGAGUUCUUACAAUUCACGGUUCCUCCGACAAAAUUAACUCCGUUCAACAUGCACACAAGUUUGAUAAGAUCAUACCCAACCACAAGUUGCAUAUCAUUGAAGGAGCUGAUCAUCCAUACAAUAAUCAUCAAGAUGAGUUAUCCUCAAUUGUUGUGAGCUUCAUCAAGGAAACCAAUGUCCAGAACAAGGUUACUGCUAGGAUGUGAAUUCUUCAUUUUAAUAUAAUAUUAUUAUUAUUUUGUUUUUCAAAUUAUAUUUGCCACCAUUAUUAUGUAUCGGUAUAAAUUGUAUAAGUUGAUUCAAUUGAAAACACACUUAAUUGGAUUAGGUCAGAUCAAAUUGUUUUUGAUAAAACAAUUCAAACCAAACCCUAUAUUACUUUAAUAUUUAGAUCAAAUGAUUUUAUUGUAAAUUAA